Erigeron canadensis is the source of this 1500-nucleotide messenger RNA. Its product is annotated as aldehyde dehydrogenase 1. The record is from RefSeq and is a predicted model, not a curated record. Lineage: Eukaryota; Viridiplantae; Streptophyta; Magnoliopsida; Asterales; Asteraceae. Gene Ontology annotation, molecular function: aldehyde dehydrogenase (NAD+) activity. The coding region runs from base 1 to 1500 and encodes 499 amino acids. The transcript has 9 exons.
AUGAGUUCAAGAGCAAAUGGAAGUUCCAAAUGUGCAACCCAUGAGAUCAAGUUCACCAAGCUCUUCAUCAAUGGACAAUUUGUUAAUUCCAUAUCAAGAAAUACGUUUGACACGAUCGAUCCAGCAACUGAGGAAGUGAUAGCAACAGUGUCUGAAGGGAAAAAGGAAGACGUUGAUGUGGCAGUCAAGGCAGCUCGUGAAGCUUUUGACAAUGGACCUUGGCCUCGCAUGUCCGGUGAGGCACGGCGAAAGAUUAUGCUGAAAUUUGCGGAUUUGAUUGAUGAAAAUGUUGAUGAUUUAGCAACCUUGGAAGUGAUCGAUGGUGGAAAACUGUUUGGCCCCGUGAAGUUCUUUGAAAUCCCGAUAUCAUCAGAAACGUUUCGGUACUUUGCUGGUGCGGCUGAUAAAAUCCGUGGAGCAACUCUCAAAAUGUCUAGUAAUAUUCAAGCUUACACGUUACGUGAACCCAUUGGUGUAGUCGGACACAUCAUUCCUUGGAAUAGCCCGGCUUACAUGUUUGCCACCAAGGUCGCGCCGGCUUUAGCCAGUGGGUGCACCAUGGUGGUCAAGCCUUCUGAACACACACCUCUUACGGUUCUCUUCUUGGCUCACUUGUCAAAACUGGCAGGUGUUCCUGAUGGCGUGAUCAAUGUUGUUAACGGGUUUGGAGAAACUGUUGGUGCUGCUAUAAGCUCCCAUAUGGACAUUGAUGCGGUUACUUUUACGGGAUCCACAGAAGUUGGUCGUUCUGUAAUGCAAGCGGCAGCAAUAAGCAAUUUAAAACCUGUGUCGCUCGAACUCGGAGGAAAAUCACCUUUUAUUGUUUUCGAUGAUGCAGACGUUGAUAAAGCAGUGGAGCUUGCUGUUUUGGGCAAUCUAAUGAAUAAAGGGGAAAUGUGUGUGGCAGGGUCUCGUGUUUUUGUUCAAGAAGGAAUCCAUGAUGUUUUUCUUAGCAAACUGGAAGCAAUGGUGAAAGGUUGGGCAACAGGAGACCCUUUUGAUCCCGCCACACGUCAUGGACCUCAAAACAAUAAACAACAAUACGAGAAAGUACUUUCUUGCAUUGAGCAUGGCAAAAAGGAAGGCGCGACUUUGGUAACCGGUGGCCGGCCGUUUGGAGAGAAGGGAUACUUUAUCGAGCCAGCUUUGUUUACAAAUGUUACGGAUGAUAUGACCAUAGCAAAAGAAGAAAUUUUUGGCCCUGUUAUCACUGUUCUGAAGUUCAAGACUGUGGAAGAAGUGAUAAAAAGAGCGAAUAUCACUAAAUACGGACUUGCAGCAGGUGUAAUGACAAAAAACAUUGAUGUUGCGAACACAGUAUCAAGAGCUAUUCGGGCAGGUGCGGUCUGGGUGAAUUGUUUUAUAGCAAUCGACCGUGAUGCACCUCACGGGGGGUAUAAAAUGAGUGGGUUCGGAAGAGAACAAGGACUGGAGGCACUUGAACACUAUCUUCAAGUUAAAACUGUGGCAACACCCAUAUAUAAUACCCCAUGGCUCUAA